AUGAAAACAAUAGCCCCCCACUUUCUUCCACUUCUACUCCCAUUUCUACUUUCCCUAGUCAUCGCUUCACCACCUGGCAAAAACGCCAUUCUCCUUUCCAAUGUCCAAACCCUAACUCUCCACGGCGACCGCAUGACGUCUCACCGUCGCGUCUCGCCAAUCCCACAACUAAAAUGCACCGGCCCAUCCAAAAUCUGCAAACUCUACUCUAUUGAUACCAUGCGAUGCACAAACCAAGGGCACGAUUACGACGAAGAAGACAUCCAAUGGACAUGCACCGCCUCUCUGCCAUCCGAAUUCAAGCUCGGUUCCACCGACGUGAUAUGCGAAGGCUACCGAAAUGCAGCCGACAAAUGGAUUCUUAAGGGAAGCUGUGGAGUUGAGUAUCGGCUUCUAUUAACUGAGGAUGGAGAACGGCGCUAUGGGUACCAGAAUCCUAAAUAUGACACUUCUAAAACACAGAAGACGUCGAGUGACGUCAGUAGUGCCCUGGCUGUGAUUGUGUUUGUGGGGAUUUCUGUCAUUAUUUUGCUCGCUCUCUGUCGUGAUUCAUCCGGCAAUGAUAGUAACAGGCAGGGAGACAAUCGUCGCCGGCGACCACGGGGAUCGAAUGGAGGAUGGGGCGGUGGUGGUGGUGGUGGCGGUGGUGACGAUGAUGAUCCUCCUCCGCCUUAUGAUUAUAAUCCUGGGACAUAUUCCAAGCCAUCCGGUCGACAAUCUUCGUUUGAGCCAGGGUUUUGGACUGGCGCUGCAGCUGGUGCUGCGGGUGGUUCGGCGGCUGGGUACAUGAUGGGUCGACGAUCUGGUCAGGGUACACGGUCAAGACCAUCGAACGCGUUUUAUGAUAACGCAGGGGAAGGGAGCUCAAGGCCGUCUUCGUCGUUCUCACCUUCGGGUCCAAGUACUGGAUUUGGCUCUACAAGGCGACGAUGA
Molecule: messenger RNA, 933 nt
Organism: Talaromyces proteolyticus
Lineage: Eukaryota; Fungi; Ascomycota; Eurotiomycetes; Eurotiales; Trichocomaceae
Exons: 1
Coding region: 1-933 (310 amino acids)
Biological process (GO): regulation of store-operated calcium entry
Cellular component (GO): endoplasmic reticulum membrane
Source: RefSeq, a predicted model, not a curated record